Pneumocystis jirovecii RU7 is the source of this 1350-nucleotide messenger RNA. RefSeq lists its product as uncharacterized. Lineage: Eukaryota; Fungi; Ascomycota; Pneumocystomycetes; Pneumocystales; Pneumocystaceae. Bases 1 to 1350 code for a protein of 449 amino acids. The transcript is spliced from 7 exons. The record is from RefSeq and is a predicted model, not a curated record.
AUGUCUGAUUCUUUAGAACUUACUAGUCCCCCUUUAUCAUUAGAUUCGGAUAUUUUAAGGGCUACUGACGAUGAUGUAUCUUCUGUUAAAAGCGAUGGGCUUGAUUUGGUUUCUUCUAUGAGCUCUCAGAGUGAUUCUGAUGCAAGUGAUUCAUUUACAUCCUCUCCAAAUGUAGCAUAUAUUGUGGCUUUUAGAAAUCGAUUUUCUCAAUUAUUUCAAGGAAUUCCUGAUUUAGGACCACAAGAUAUUGAACGUGGCAUCCUUGGAGAGCCAGAUGCAUUAAAUAAGAUUGUAGAGUUAUUAUGUAGACUUGUUACGUUAUGUUUAAAUAGAAAAAAAGCAGUGGAAUCAAAGCAUUUUUCUCGUGCUUUAAAUGAAAGUAUAGAUACUCAUAUUAAACAUCUUGAUCCUUCCUGGUGUGGAUAUAGUCCUCUUCAUAGAGAUAAAGGAUUUUAUUCUCUUGAUGCAUCAGAUAAGCUCAAAUUGUUAUGUUGUUUGGUUGAUUGGUGUCUUAUGUCAUCUGAAGCUGUUCGUUCUUUUAUUGAUGAAAAUUAUAAAGAUCGUGCUUCCAAUGAUAAAAGAAAUGCUCUUUUAGUUCAUCCAUUAGGGAAGGAUGCUAAAAAUAGAAAGUUAUGGCUUAUUGAGGGGAAUGAUACACCAUUCCGUGUAUAUCGUGAAUCAAAAUCACGAUCAGGAUCUAUUAAAUGGAAAUCUAUUGCAGGAACUGUUGAUGAGCUUCGUCAAUAUGCAUUGAGUUUGUCAAAUAAUUCUUCUUUGAAUGUUAUUGCUCUAGUUCCGAAAAUAUUGAAUCAAAUAUGUCCUCGUAUAGAAAAGGCACAAAUUAGAAGAGAUAAAUUGGAUGCAAAUCGUGCUCGUUUAGCAGCAUUAAACAUAGAACCAGCUUUAUUAGGAAUGCGAACUCGUGGAAAACGGAUAAAAUAUACAUUUUCUGAUGAUGAGAAUGAUGAUGAUAGUAAUGAUGAUCUCCAUAUUUCCAUACUUAAACGUAGAACUCCUCUUUAUUUAGAUAAGUCUGUUCAAUACACAGCAAGGGGUAGGAUGAUAAAAAGACCUAGACGAGGUGAUUAUGGGAUUUACGAAGAAACUAAUUUGCUUCAAAAUAAUAAUUAUAGAGAAUUUGGAAAUACAAAUGAAUUAUCUAAAAAUUUAUUACAAAAUGAUAAUCAUCUUAAUCAUAAAAAUGACUGCUAUGCUAGUUUACAAACAGAAUCGGAAUCUUUUUCUUUAAAAGUUCUUUUGAAGUAUAAUCCUAAAAAAUUAAUGCCUAGAUUAACUGGUUUUUCUGAAUCUUCUAAUAAUUUGGAUCACUUCUUGAAUGAAAAUGUUUAA